Miscanthus lutarioriparius is the source of this 300-nucleotide messenger RNA. The record is from the annotation of a GenBank genome assembly. Lineage: Eukaryota; Viridiplantae; Streptophyta; Magnoliopsida; Poales; Poaceae.
AUGGCCUUGUCUGCCGCCCUCGCCCGGGCGCAUCUCCUCCGCGGGAGCCUCCGUCCUGCCGGAUUCGCCGCCGCCGUCUCUCCACUCUCAUACCGCAGCCAGUGCCAACUCUGCAGUACCCCUACCGCGAACGAGCCCUCCGCCGCGGGACCGUGGGACGAGGCCGAGGCGGAGAUCCUCCGCGACGUCGAGCCCGUCGUGAACCUCGUCAAGGACAUCAUCCACUCCCGCAGGUCAACUUCGGUUUCCAGUACCUACUGUUGGCUAUCUUCUCCUCAGGAUCUUCAGGAUGAUACAUAA